UGGCUCCGCCUUCGGUUAUAAACAUUGACUGACGCCUCUGUUUCCCUGGUGGCUAUUGCUAAGGCUCUGGCUGUUACUGGGGAACUACCUCCCUCCCGAGAUUUAGAUUAUUUGUUUUUCAGAAAGUUUUUUUUCGCGGCGGGGCUGCUCGCUUCAUUGGGCUGGCGCCGCCGUUGUAUUUUCGGGAUCUGUGAGGAUCUCUGUUAACUCAAAACCAACACCGGACCGGGACUCGGCGUUUCAGCUUUCACAGUCAACAGGGGGCCGUGCUAGAAUUGCAGACCUGUGGGACGAAGGAAUGGAAGAGGGUAGCUGGAAAUUUUGGGGAACAGAAUCUCCAGAGUCAUGAAGGAGCUGGAGGGAGAGUCGAGGAUUUGUCACCAGCUCACGGUGGCUGUUCGAAUCCGCCCCAUUAAUGAAUCAGAAAUUGAUGAAGGAGCCACCAGCAUAGCACACAAAGUCGAUGAUCAGAUGGUUGUUUUGAUGGACCCAACUGAAGAUCCAGAUGACAUCUUGCGUGCUAAUAGGUCCCGUGAACGAACAUUUAUGUUUGAUGUGGUGUUUGAUCACACAUCCACCCAGGAGGAUGUUUAUUUGGCCACUACUAAGGACCUGAUUAACAGUGUCAUUUCUGGAUAUAAUGCAACAGUAUUUGCAUACGGACCUACAGGAGCUGGCAAGACCUACACAAUGCUGGGGAUGGACUGUAAACCAGGAAUCUAUGUCCAAACUCUCAAUGAUCUUUUCAAGGCCAUCGAUGCUACAAGUGAAAACAUGGACUAUAAUGUUUCCAUGUCAUACUUGGAGAUAUACAAUGAGAUGAUCCGUGAUCUCUUGAACCCUUCCUCAGGAUUUCUGGAUUUGCGAGAAGAUUCCAAAGGGGGGAUCCAGAUUGCUGGAAUCACAGAAUUCUCAACCAGUAAUGCUAUGGAGAUCAUGCAGUUGCUUACAAAAGGCAACAGACAACGAACGCAAGAACCGACAGCUGCCAAUAAAACCUCAUCCCGCUCCCACGCAGUGCUGCAGGUUAUUGUUAAACAAAAGAGUCGGCUAAAAAACAUUACAGAAGAGAUCCGAGUUGGCCGUCUCUUUAUGAUUGACCUUGCUGGUUCUGAGAGAGCAUCUCAGACUCAGAACACAGGCAAGAGAAUGAAGGAAGGAGCCCAUAUUAAUCGGUCCUUGCUGGCUCUGGGCAAUUGUAUCAAUGCACUGAGUGAAAAAGGAGCAAAUCGAUCCCAAUAUGUCAACUACAGAGACAGCAAACUGACCCGGCUUCUGAAGGACUCUCUGGGUGGAAACAGCAGAACAGUCAUGAUUGCUCACAUCAGUCCUGCCAGUGCUUCGUUUGAGGAGUCCAGGAAUACCCUGAUGUAUGCCGACCGUGCAAAGAACAUUAAAACAAGGGUGAAACGAAACCUGCUCAACAUCACGUACCACAUUACGCAGUACACCAACAUCAUAGCUGAUCUGAGGAAGGAGAUUGAGCAGCUGAAGUUGAAGAUUGGUGAACAGGGUCCAGAACGAAAAAAACCUGAGAAAGCGAAUAUAAGAGACAUCCAAGCUGAGGUACAACAACAUUCAGUGCAAUACAAUCGAGGGGAGCUGGACCGACUGAGGGACCAAUUAAUGAUUGCAUUUCGGCAACAGAUGGAGAUCCGUCGCAGCCUCGUGGAGCUUGAAAACACCAACAUGGAACUUCACAUUGAUACUUCCAGACAUUUACUAACCAUAGCUGAUUGGGAAAGGGAAAAAGCAAAACUUGCUAGGAAGUGGUGGGAAGAAAAAUGGAGUGAGAAAGACAAUAAAGAGCAAGAUGAUGAUGAGAGGGAAGUUGCAGCAGCAGAUGAGCUGGAUAUGACUGAACCACUGGAGGUUGCUGUGGCACGAGAGGAAAUUGGCAUGCUCCAAACUGAGCAAAGAAAAACAGCAGCACUCAAGUGUGAGUUGGAACAGAAGUUGGUCGACACAAAAGCCAAAGUCUCAAAGUUGGAGGACUUGCUGCCAAAGUGGAUUAAUAACAAGGAUCAAAAAGAGAUAAUGAGUUUGCUCUGUAGAGUUCAUGAGCUGGAGGUGGAGAACACAGAAAUCCGAUCUGUUACGCUGCGGAAAGAGAACAUCAUGCAACAAAAAGACUUUGUCAUCGAGCAUUAUGAGCAACAUCGAGCCCUCUGCGAUGAGAUCAUACACCAGCAACGACAACUGAUAGAGGAUCACAACAUCCAAAUUCCACAACAACUGCACAACCUCUACACCAUGUAUUGGCAAGAGAUGGAGGAGGGCACACUAGACAGCCUGAUCAGCCUCCACAAAAUCACCUCCAACACAUUGAGGGACUGUACUCUUCUGAAUGUUGCCCGACAGCUGAACCUAGAAGAUUAUGUGUUGGCGCUGGAAGGAAGUAAAGAGGAUAUAAGACCAAGGACAGUUCAUGAGAACAGGAAACUGCUUCAUGCUCGCGUCAAAGACUCUCUGCCUCCAAUACUCCCUGAUCAUGACAGUGAUACCAGUAAGGUAUUUAAAGCCACUGCUCAGUCAAGGUACAUGAAACCGUUGUCAACUCUAACCCCACCUCCCAUCCGUCUAGCUGGACCUCUGUUGUUGCAGCUUCCCAAGCUCAGACCAAACUUCUCACGGCCUCACAAUCUCAAAAGCAUUUCUGACCACAGGUUUUCUGUUGCUCCGCGCCUUUUCCAGAAUUCCAACCUCAAUCUGCAGCCAAAGGUUAUACCUGCGACAAUUGCCAAUCUUCCAAAUGUCAAUGUGCCUCCUGCAACAAAGAUCAAAUUCCCGCUCAACUAUCAUUCAGAUGAAAGCCAGUUACAAAAGAUAGAAGUCGGUAACACCACCCCAAGUACCAUUCACCAGAAAAACGCAGAGGGGAGCAAGGGGCUGAUCUUGCACAAGCGAGUUAGAGGACCAGGUGAUGGUGCCAACACACAGCAGCUCCGAGCACAUCUUGGAAACUUCAAAAAGGCAAAUAAUUUGCCUGUAAGGACCCAGAGAGUGACUGGCACUAACCCACACAUCAGACCAGAUGGUAAAUACAGGAAAUGACCGCAUGUAAAAAUCAUUUGGAUGAUAUGAAUGGUGGAUUUGUGAAGUACGACAGAAUUGAGAAUAACCUGUAAAGAACAUCAUUCAAGAUAACAACCUUCCCCAACCGAAUUACUGACCUGUAAGAGAAUAAGAAUUUUAUACAUUUUUUCUUUCUUAAGAACUAACCAGCAGAAACUAAAGUGAUUGGUUAUUUUAGACAAUAAUACUGCUCCCAGGCACCUAGUCAAGUGAAAAUCUUGCAUCGUUUUGUGCUUGUCUAGAGACGGUAAGUGAGGAUUGUACAAGGUGUGUGAUCUCUAAAGCAGUAAAAGUGCAAAUAUUUAAAGUACUGCAGAGGGUUGAUAGCCAGCUCAUUAAGUAAGGAACGCCAUUGGCAGCUUUCACAAUCUGCAUUAUUGUAUCAUAUGACUACCAACAAAAUAUUUUGUAAAU
This is a messenger RNA of Stegostoma tigrinum, 3489 nucleotides long. Its product is annotated as kinesin-like protein KIF19. The transcript has 19 exons. Gene Ontology annotation, biological process: microtubule-based movement. Bases 346 to 3054 code for a protein of 902 amino acids. Gene Ontology annotation, molecular function: microtubule binding; ATP binding; microtubule motor activity. The record is from RefSeq and is a predicted model, not a curated record. NCBI's taxonomy places the organism in Eukaryota, Metazoa, Chordata, Chondrichthyes, Orectolobiformes, Stegostomatidae.